Molecule: messenger RNA, 3093 nt
Organism: Choloepus didactylus (southern two-toed sloth)
Lineage: Eukaryota; Metazoa; Chordata; Mammalia; Pilosa; Megalonychidae
Gene: ATP1A4
Product: ATPase Na+/K+ transporting subunit alpha 4
Exons: 22
Coding region: 1-3093 (1030 amino acids)
Biological process (GO): potassium ion import across plasma membrane; proton transmembrane transport; intracellular sodium ion homeostasis
Cellular component (GO): membrane
Molecular function (GO): ATP hydrolysis activity; P-type sodium:potassium-exchanging transporter activity; ATP binding
Source: RefSeq, a predicted model, not a curated record
AUGGGGUAUGGGGGUGUGCAACAAAGUGCAGUGACUCUUCCUGGGCAUGAGCAGAAUCCAAGCCCAAGUCCAAAUAAGGGUAUGAAAACAAAGAUGAAGAAGAAAGAAAGGAAGAAAGAUAUGGAGGAGCUGAAGAAGGAAGUGAUCAUGGAUGAUCACAUGUUAACAUUGGAAAAUCUGAGCACCAAAUAUUCAGUGGACCUGACAAACGGCCUUACCCACCAACAGGCACAGGAAAUACUAGCGCGAGAUGGACCGAAUACACUUACCCCACCCCCCACCACUCCAGAAUGGGUCAAAUUCUGUAAACAGCUGUUCGGUGGCUUUUCCAUCCUACUGUGGAUUGGUGCCAUUCUCUGCUUCAUUGCCUAUGGCAUCCAGAUAUAUUUCAAUGAGGAACCUACCAAAGAUAAUGUGUACCUGGGCAUUGUACUAGCCAUCGUGGUCAUCAUCACUGGCUGCUUUUCCUAUUAUCAGGAGGCCAAAAGCUCCAGGAUCAUGGACUCGUUCAGGAGCAUGGUGCCAGAGCAAGCCCUGGUAAUUCGAGAUGGAGAGAAGAUGCAGAUCAAAGUACAAGAUGUGGUUGUGGGAGACCUGGUAGAAGUGAAAGGUGGAGACCGAAUCCCGGCUGACAUCCGGCUUAUCUCUGCACAAGGAUGUAAGGUAGACAAUUCCUCCUUGACCGGAGAGUCAGAGCCCCAGACCCGCACCCCCGAGUUCACCCAUGAGAACCCUCUGGAGACCCGAAACAUCUGCUUCUUCUCCACCAACUGUGUGGAAGGAACAGCUCGGGGCAUUGUGAUUGCUACAGGAGACAACACGGUGAUGGGCUGCAUUGCCUCACUGGUGUCAGGCCUGUCAGUUGGCCUGACUCCCAUUGCUAUUGAGAUUGAACACUUCAUCCGUUUAAUCACGAUGGUGGCCAUCUUCCUUGGUGUCACUUUCUUUACACUCUCGAUUAUCUUAGGCUAUCACUGGCUGGAGGCUGUCAUUUUUCUUAUUGGCAUCAUCGUGGCCAAUGUGCCUGAGGGACUGCUGGCCACUGUCACUGUGAGUCUGACCCUGACAGCCAAGCGCAUGGCACAGAAGAACUGCCUGGUGAAGAACCUGGAGGCGGUGGAGACGCUGGGCUCCACCUCCACCAUCUGCUCUGACAAGACGGGCACCCUCACCCAGAACCGCAUGACAGUCGCCCACAUGUGGUUCGACAAGACCACAUAUGAGGCCGACACCACAGAAGAUCAAUCUGGGAAUACAUUUGACAAGAACUCUCCUACCUGGCUUAUGCUAGCCCGAAUCACUGGUCUCUGUAACCGGGCUGACUUUAAGGCUAAUCAGGAGGCACUUCCCAUAGCUAAGCGAGAAACAACAGGUGACGCUUCCGAGUCAGCCCUACUCAAGUUUGUCGAGCAGUCUUAUGGCUCUGUGAAGGAGAUGAGAGAGAAAAGCCCCAAGGUGGCAGAGAUUCCCUUUAAUUCUACUAACAAGUACCAGAUGUCUAUCCACCUUCAGGAGGACAGCACUCAGACCCAUGUACUGAUGAUGAAAGGGGCUCCUGAGAAGAUCUUGGACUUGUGCUCUACUUUCCUUCUGAAUGGGCAGGAGUACCCAAUGGAUGAUGAAAUGAAGAAUAACUUCCAAAAUGCCUACUUGGAACUGGGAGGCCUGGGGGAACGUGUGCUAGGGUUCUGCUACUUGAAUCUGCCUAGCAACUACUCCAAGGGUUAUGAAUUUAAUGUAGAGGAAAUGAAUUUUCCCAUGAAGGACCUUUGUUUUGUGGGGCUCAUAUCCAUGAUCGACCCUCCCCGAGCUGCAGUGCCUGAUGCUGUGAGCAAGUGUCGUACUGCAGGGAUUAAGGUGAUCAUGGUAACAGGAGAUCAUCCCAUUACAGCCAAGGCCAUUGCCAAGGGUGUGGGCAUAAUCUCAGAAAACUCUGAAACAGCAGAGGACAUUGCUACCCGGCUUAACAUCCCUCUCAGCGAGGUCGAUCCCAGGGAUGUCAAAGCCAUUGUGGUGCAUGGCUCAGAACUGAAAGAUAUGUCACCAGAGAAGCUUGAUGAGAUCCCUCAAAACCCACUCAGAGAUUGUGUUGCUCGGACCUCCCCUCAGCAGAAGCUCAUCAUUGUAGAGGGGUGUCAGAGGCAGGGAGCCAUCGUGGCAGUGACAGGAGAUGGGGUGAAUGACUCCCCCGCGCUGAAGAAGGCAGACAUUGGCAUUGCCAUGGGCAUCACCGGCUCUGACGUCUCCAAGCAGGCGGCCGACAUGAUCCUGCUGGAUGACAACUUUGCUUCCAUCGUCACGGGUGUGGAGGAGGGCCGCCUCAUCUUCGACAACCUGAAGAAAUCCAUCGCCUACACCCUGACCAGCAAUAUCCCUGAGAUCACCCCCUUUCUGCUGUUCAUGAUCCUCAGUAUCCCUCUGCCUCUCGGGACCAUAACCAUCCUCUGCAUUGAUCUGGGCACUGACAUGGUCCCUGCUAUCUCUCUGGCUUAUGAAUCAGCUGAAAGUGACAUGAUGAAGAGGGCUCCACGGAAUCCAAAGACUGAUAAUCUGGUGAACAACCGUUUAAUCGGCAUGGCCUAUGGACAGAUUGGAAUGAUCCAGGCUCUGGCUGGAUUCUUCACCUACUUUGUGAUUCUGGCUGAAAAUGGUUUUAAACCUGUUGAUCUGCUGGGCAUGCGCCUGGACUGGGAUGAUCGAUUCUUGAAUGACCUGGAAGACAGCUAUGGGCAGCAGUGGACCUACGAGCAGCGGAAGGUGGUGGAGUUCACGUGCCACACGGCCUUCUUUGCCAGCAUCGUGGUUGUGCAGUGGGCUGACCUCAUCAUCUGCAAGACCCGCCGCAACUCAGUCUUCCAGCAGGGCAUGAAAAACAAAGUCCCGAUAUUUGGGAUCCUGGAAGAGUCAGUCCUGGCUGCUUUUCUGUCCUACACUCCCGGCAUGGACAAGACCCUGCGAAUGUACCCACUCAAGAUUUACUGGUGGUUCUGCGCCAUGCCUUUCAGCAUUCUUAUCUUUGUUUACGAUGAAACCAGAAAGCUCAUCAUCCGUCACCGGCCAGGAGGUUGGCUGGAGAAGGAGACAUACUACUAA